CGCGCUCGUUUGUAUGUUAUUUACGCUUUCGAAAGGUAAUGCCGAAAAGAAAACAUCGUUCACCGUCGGGUGACUCAGUUAUGGAACAGUAUUCUAAUAAAGAGCUGCUGUCACGAAUUCUAAAACUCGAAAAAAAGAUCCAUAAAAAGAAACACCGUGACCGCAGUCGCGCUAAGGACAGGCGCUCACGCAGCCCUUCGCAUGCCUCGAGCAGUCAUGGAAGGGUACGUUCCGAAUCUAGAAGCGCGCCAGGGAAUGAGAAUCGGCGUAGCCACGGUCGACCCUCUCGCAGACGCUUCCGUAGCCCUUCGCAUGACUCGAGCAGUCAUGGAAGGUCACCUUCUCGGUCUAUUAUUAGCGCCUCGCGAAUUUCUAGCGAGUACGAAAAAUCACCACGGGCAAGGAACGCUUCCUCACCGGAUAUUCGCAAUCUUAACGACUCGCAUUCUCGCGGUUACAGCACUUGCCGAUCCCCGGGCGGGACGGAGGUUGCAUUAGAUAAGGCAGUACAUUCUCGCAGCAGAAUGUCGCCGUCUAAACAAGCGGCAUUUUCUUCGCAGGACCACAAUUGUCUUAUUAUCGAAAAUGACGAAAAUAUACCAGAGGAGCUUUCAAGCAUCUUGGGGGAGAAUCCUACCAUUGAUACAAAAGGCAGUUUCGCCUUACACGACGCUAUACGUCUGAGGUGGGAUCAUAUCCUAAAACAAGGACUGUCUGACCCCGAGCUCGAUAGAAUCAAAUCCCGGUGCUUGAAAUCGUCGAACUUGAACUUGGAAGCUCCGGUCGUCAAUCCGGAAAUUUCGACAAUUCUUUCUAAACCAAACCUAACCCGAGAUGCGUCACAUUCGAGUUAUCAGAACCAGCUGGGUUUGGCUAUGGCGGAGCUCGGUAGAGCACUGAAUUUGGUUCUAGAGGAGGAAAGUAACAUUCCUAAGCAGGUCAAAAACGACCUCUUACAGAAUUUAAGCGACUCUGGGCGUAUGCUAGCAAGCUUGUUCCAUAACAUAUCUUGCGUACGGCGUACUGUUAUUUAUCCCCUCCUAAACAAAAACAUGAAAGAUUUGACGGAAAAAACCCAGCCCUUCGGAGGUCUGCUGUUUGGACCAGACCUGCCGGAGACCAUAAAAACUGCUAAGCAAUUAGACACAGCCGGAAAAGAAUUGAAAGCGCUCCAGCCUCAAUCGAAGUUCAAGGUCUUGGGCAAUUUCUUUCACAAAAAAGAAGGGGGGCGAUUUUCUUCAUCAGUCCAAGCGGCGCCUCCUUCUUUAAACCGCUAUCGCCCGGUUCGUCGAAUAAGGACCUCGAGGGACACGAAACCAAAAGGGCAAACCUCGAAACAGGACCGGACUCGUUUCCGGCGGAGAUAUUAAUAUCGCACCAAACAUCCACUAGCAUCAGAGCUUACCCUGGCUGCUUACAGAGUCUCAGGGAAGCCUUCACUCUGAUGAAACUGCCUAAAUGCUCAAUUGAAACGAUGAUAAAGUCCUUGUCGGAAUCUACCCU
Photinus pyralis (common eastern firefly) is the source of this 1503-nucleotide messenger RNA. RefSeq lists its product as uncharacterized. Lineage: Eukaryota; Metazoa; Arthropoda; Insecta; Coleoptera; Lampyridae. Bases 39 to 1370 code for a protein of 443 amino acids. The transcript is spliced from 3 exons. The record is from RefSeq and is a predicted model, not a curated record.